Molecule: messenger RNA, 4379 nt
Organism: Antechinus flavipes (yellow-footed antechinus)
Lineage: Eukaryota; Metazoa; Chordata; Mammalia; Dasyuromorphia; Dasyuridae
Gene: LRRC8D
Product: leucine rich repeat containing 8 VRAC subunit D
Exons: 3
Coding region: 838-3414 (858 amino acids)
Molecular function (GO): protein binding
Source: RefSeq, a predicted model, not a curated record
ACAUCUGGGAUCCAGAUGAAUUCAUAAGCUCUUAUGGAUUCAUCUUAUGUAAGAAGACAGAAGUCUGAGUGGUUGUAAAAUUUGUAUGUGUUGAUUUUGAGGUCCUAAAGAUAAGAACUUAAUCAAAACAUUUUCAGAAGGUAGAUAUCUGGUGUUCCAAAGCACAUUGACCUCAAUUUGUACCAAACAUUUUUAAUAUUUAAAGUCCUUUGCAAAAGGACGUGUUUAUAAUCAGUAGCACCCUGCAGAAGCUAGGUAGGGUUGCAGUGCCUUCUGGAAGAUGGAAGGAAAUGACUUGCAAAGCCCCAUUAUAUUCUUAGUCCCCGAGCUCCCAGUCCUGUUGCUCUGCUCGCUUAGUCAUGCUGCUGUGUCAUGUCAAUAGUGCUUUCCAUCCCAGCUUGCACAGACAAAGUCAGGAAGAAGCUCACUCCGGGGAAUGGACUUCAUGUGAAAACUUGCUGUGAGAUAAGAUACACAUGUGUUUCUAUAAGCUCCCCAGCCCCACCUCCUUCACAUUUACUGACAGUAGGGGCUUGGCAACCAUGGCUGGUGGCCCAGGCCACUGUGGACAGUGGCAUUUACACAGGUGAAUUGCCCCCCCACCUCAGCUGGAGACCAAAAGGGGAUGCUCGAUGACGAAGAUUUCUUUAACAAAACAUGUUCUGUUUCUGGUGCCCUGGAAUUGAAGGAAGUGCACGCUUGUCUGUAACGUGCCGCCGGGUCCCAGAAUGAAGGAGUGAGGUCUCCCAGCUGCCCGCGCCGGAUCCUCCGCUCCGCAGCCCGCCGCAGUUUACAGAGAGCACCCUGAGGCAAGCAGGGUAGCCGCCUGAUCCAGGAAUGUUCACCCUUGCAGAAGUUGCCUCUCUCAAUGACAUUCAGCCGACUUAUCGGAUCCUGAAACCAUGGUGGGAUGUAUUUAUGGAUUAUCUGGCUGUUGUUAUGUUGAUGGUUGCCAUCUUUGCCGGAACCAUGCAGCUUACCAAAGAUCAGGUGGUCUGCCUGCCAGUGUUGCCAUCCUCGGUAAAUUCAAAAGCACACCUUGCAUCAGGAGGUGCUGACGUGACCCCUGAUGCCCCGAAGUUUGAGGUCGCCACAGACCAAGAUCGCUGGCCAGCCAAACCCACAUCCUUCGAUGAGGCGGUUGCCGUAACCUCCGGCUCACCUCUCAGCAAGACUAGCUCUCCUCACACAGAUCCCCCGGUCCCAAAUCAAGAGGUGAGAAAGGAGAUCAGAGAUCCUACAGGUCGGAAAACUAACUUGGAUUUCCAGCAGUAUGUAUUUAUUAACCAGAUGUGUUACCAUCUCGCUCUUCCGUGGUAUUCCAAGUAUUUUCCCUACCUUGCUCUAAUACAUACUAUUAUUCUCAUGGUCAGUAGCAACUUUUGGUUCAAAUAUCCCAAAACGUGUUCAAAAGUGGAACAUUUUGUUUCUAUAUUAGGAAAGUGCUUUGAAUCUCCUUGGACUACAAAAGCGCUGUCUGAAACAGCGUGUGAAGAUUCAGAGGAGAACAAGCAGAGAUUGACCGGAGCUCAGUCUCUCCCAAAACACGUGUCCACUAGCAGUGAUGAAGGGAGCCCCAGUGCGAGUACCCCCAUGAUCAACAAAACUGGCUUUAAGUUUUCAGCUGAGAAGCCUGUGAUUGAGGUUCCUAGCAUGACGAUUCUAGAUAAAAAAGACGGGGAACAGGCCAAAGCCCUCUUUGAGAAGGUGAGGAAGUUCCGCGCCCAUGUGGAAGACAGUGAUCUGAUUUAUAAACUCUAUGUAGUCCAGACUGUUAUCAAGACAGCCAAGUUCAUUUUCAUUCUCUGUUACACGGCGAACUUUGUCAAUGCCAUCAGCUUUGAGCAUACCUGCAAGCCCAAAGUGGAGCACCUGACUGGCUAUGAGGAGUUUGAGUGUACCCACAACAUGGCUUAUAUGUUGAAAAAGCUGCUCAUCAGUUACAUCUCCAUCAUCUGCGUCUAUGGUUUUAUCUGUCUCUAUACCCUCUUCUGGCUGUUUCGGAUACCUUUGAAGGAAUACUCCUUUGAAAAGGUGAGGGAAGAGAGCAGUUUUAGUGAUAUUCCAGAUGUCAAGAAUGACUUUGCAUUUCUUCUACACAUGGUCGACCAGUAUGACCAACUGUACUCCAAGCGUUUUGGUGUCUUCUUGUCCGAAGUCAGUGAAAAUAAACUUAGGGAAAUCAGCUUGAACCACGAGUGGACAUUCGAAAAGCUUCGGCAGCACGUGUCUCGCAAUGCCCAAGACAAGCAAGAACUGCACCUUUUCAUGCUCUCGGGGGUCCCCGAUGCUGUGUUUGAUCUCACGGACUUGGAUGUACUCAAGCUGGAGCUCAUCCCGGAAGCAAAGAUCCCAGCCAAGAUUUCCCAGAUGACUAACCUUCAAGAGCUCCACCUCUGCCACUGUCCGGCCAAGGUGGAACAGACGGCUUUUAGCUUCCUCCGAGAUCACUUGAGAUGCCUUCACGUCAAAUUCACGGAUGUAGCUGAGAUCCCGGCCUGGGUGUACUUGCUUAAGAACCUUCGGGAGUUGUACUUGGUGGGCAACCUAAACUCCGAGAACAAUAAGAUGAUAGGACUGGAUUCUCUGCGGGAGCUGAGGCACCUUAAAAUCCUCCACGUGAAGAGCAAUUUGACCAAAGUUCCAUCCAACAUCACAGAUGUAGCCCCGCAUCUCACAAAAUUAGUCAUUCACAACGACGGCACUAAGCUCGUGGUACUCAACAGCCUUAAGAAAAUGAUGAAUGUAGCCGAGUUGGAACUCCAGAACUGUGAGCUGGAGAGGAUCCCUCAUGCCAUUUUCAGCCUUUCUAAUUUGCAGGAGCUGGAUCUGAAGUCCAAUAACAUACGCACAAUUGAGGAAAUCAUCAGUUUCCAGCAUUUGAAAAGACUGACUUGCUUGAAAUUAUGGCAUAACAAAAUUGUGAACAUUCCCCCCUCCAUUACUCAUGUCAAGAAUCUGGAGUCACUUUAUUUCUCCAACAACAAGCUUGAGUCCUUGCCCGGGGCAGUGUUUAGUUUACAGAAACUCCGAUGCUUAGAUGUGAGCUACAACAACAUUUCAGUGAUCCCAGUCGAAAUAGGAUCGCUCCAGAACCUGCAGCAUUUGCAUCUCACCGGGAACAAAGUGGACAUUCUGCCUAAACAGUUGUUUAAAUGCAUUAAAUUGAGGACUUUGAGUCUGGGGCAAAACUGUAUCACCUCGAUCCCAGAAAAAAUCAGUCAGUUUUCACAGCUCACUCAGUUGGAACUGAAGGGAAACUGCUUAGACCGCCUGCCAGCCCAGUUGGGGCAGUGCCGACUCCUCAAGAAGAGCGGGCUGGUGGUGGAAGAUCACCUCUUUGACACUUUGCCAACGGAGGUCAAAGAAGCAUUGAACCAAGACACAAACAUCCCUUUUGCAAAUGGGAUCUGAGAGGAGAUCACACAUCCCCACGCUCAUGGGUGGGAAAGACUUCCUAGAUUGCAGAUGCUUGUAUGCAAGUUGUUGCAAGAUGAUGCAGUAGGAGGAAAGACACCUUUAAAGGAGAGAGAGAGUGAGCGAGAAAGAGAGUGCAAGAGUGAGAAUGAGUAGAAGCCUGAUAAGAGAUGUAACCGAGUGUUCAGUGUUCGUAGUGUUUCAAGACAACAUUUCCAAAUCUUUUUUUUCUUUUCUUUCUUCCUUUUCUUUUUUUCCUUUUUUCUUUUCUUCUUUUUUUUGUGUGUGGGAAGGGAAGGACAAAUUAUAAUCACUAAUCUCGAUUUCUUUUUAAAUUGUAACUUGGAUGCUGCCGCUGUUGAAUGUUUACAAAUUGCUUGCCUGCUAAAGUAAAUGAUUAAAUCCACAUUUUCUUACUAUAUAACUCUCUCCUUGGGUGUCUUUAUUUGGGGCCUAACCAUUAGACCAGUACUUGGAUUAAAUAGAGCCCCUAAAAGCCCAUGUGUGAUGGGCAGUUCUUGCUUUCCUUUUAUGCUUCAAUUUAAAAGGAUCAAAUUCUAUUCCAUAUAAAAUGUACAUAUCUAAUACCCAUUUGACUCAGGAUAUUGCCAAAGCUUGUUUUUAUAGCUCUGACUUUCCUGAUGACUACAAUAUAUAGAAAAGAGGCAAGUCUAUGGUAUUAUACCUGUGAUCUCACUGGUACAGAGAAUUAUCAGAUGAAGAACUCCCUCCCUCCCUCUCCCUGUAACUCAAAUCAACACUUUUUCUGCAACUUAUAUAGUUUAAAAGACUUUUGGAGCAGUUAAAAGUGAUUUGCCCAGCAUCACACUGUCAAUAUAUGUCAGGGCAAGACUUGAAUCCAAUUCUUUCUGGCUUUGAAACCAGCUCUCUAAGCACUAUCACAAGCUUCUCUGACUUAAGGGAUAUUGGCUUUUAAAAAAUAAACAAUUUUUUAAAAUGUA